AUUUCAAGUCGUCCCAUUGAUUGCAAAGGAUCCUUCCUUUUGCUUUUAGUAUUUGCUUAUAUAAACCAAUACUUUCAGUGCCAAGCUUCCAUCCAAUACUUCCUAUUGAAAGAAAGAAUUUGGUAUAGCCACUAAGCAAAUUCAGGCACACUAUCUUUCACUUUCUGGUGGCCAAAAUUAUAGAAGGAUCAUCACCGUGUGAGGCUGCAGCAUCUUGCUAUAUAUGGAGAAUGAUGUAGCUAUAGAGCUUGAAGCAAUGCUGGAGAAGGCACAACCUUUGUUUACAACCGAAAGUUGCUGCAUCUACAAGGUUCCCAGUCUACUCCGCCAAUCAAACGAAGAUGCAUACACCCCGGUGCUUGUUUCAAUUGGCCCUCUGCAUCACGGGAAUUCCAGACUGGUAACUAUGGAAGGGCACAAACAGUUUUUUUGUCAACAUUUCAUUAAAAGAUCGGAGGCAAGUUUGACCGAUUUGGUGAGUUGCGUGAAACAAUUGGAACCACAAAUUCGUGCAUGUUACUCGGAGAAAAUCGAGCUCACAGUAGAUGAAUUGGUGAAGGUGAUAUUCAUAGACUGUUGUUUCGUAAUUGAUCUUUUCCUCAUAGAUGAGUGGGUAAUAAAUGAUGAUGUCAUCCAUUCAAAAUCGUGGAUGAGUAAUCUGGUAAUGCAAGAUUUGACAUUACUUGAGAAUCAGAUUCCUUUUUUUGUCUUUGAGAAGAUAUACAAUCUAGCUUUUGCUUCUCCCGUUAAUGUUGGUGUACCCCCUUCAUUUAUGAGGCUUGCUUUUGGUAUAUUUAAAAUUCACAACCACCAAGGAGUGUCACCACCUUCGGAUGGUAGAACUAUAGCACACUUCACUGAUCUGGUUAGAUACUUGUACUUGCCACCAUCUCAUAGAAUACCUUCAAGGAACCCUGUACCGUUAGUUAUUGGUCACAGUGCAUCUGAGUUAGUUGAAGCAGGAGUCAAGUUCACAGUAAAUAAACACGGCAUUGGCAUACUAGACUUGGAAUUUGAACAUGGUAUUCUUAAAAUCCCGCAUAUUGUAGUACAUGAUUUCACUGAAGUUUGGUUGAGGAACAUCGUGGCUUUGGAGCAGUGUCACUAUCCUGAUGACCACUACAUCGCUGACUACGUUAACUUCCUUACUCGACUUGUCAACAGAGACAAGGAUGCGGAUGUCCUCAUUGAAGCUGGAAUAAUUUGGAGUACGAUAAGUGGUAAUGAUACUUCAUUGGCUAAGCUAUUUAACGAUGUUGAUAAAAAUUUUAUAGCGUCAAAUGUCAAUGUUAAUUAUCUCAAAAUUUGUGAUGAUUUGAAAGCUUAUUACAAGCAUCCUUUUCACACUAAAAUAGCAACUCUCAAACUUACUCUCAGACGUGAUUAUUUUACCACUCCAUGGAAGACAGCAACUUCUAUUGCUGGAAUUGUAUUACUCGUUCUUACUUUUGUUCAGACUAAAUGUUCUAUUCUCCAAGUUUAAUAAGUUCUUACUUUUGUAUUCUUUCAUUAAUUUAAGAUUGUAAUAUAUGUUACUACUCGUUUGAGUUUGUAAUUUAUAUAUAUUAUUAUUGUUGC
This is a messenger RNA of Arachis ipaensis, 1578 nucleotides long. Its product is annotated as UPF0481 protein At3g47200-like. The record is from RefSeq and is a predicted model, not a curated record. NCBI's taxonomy places the organism in Eukaryota, Viridiplantae, Streptophyta, Magnoliopsida, Fabales, Fabaceae.